Messenger RNA from Leptosomus discolor (cuckoo roller), 1146 nucleotides. Its product is annotated as opsin-VA. The record is from RefSeq and is a predicted model, not a curated record. Gene Ontology annotation, biological process: visual perception; G protein-coupled receptor signaling pathway. Gene Ontology annotation, cellular component: membrane. Gene Ontology annotation, molecular function: G protein-coupled receptor activity. NCBI's taxonomy places the organism in Eukaryota, Metazoa, Chordata, Aves, Leptosomiformes, Leptosomidae.
AUGGAUGCAUUCAGACCACUUGAAAAUGAGUCACUGUUGUCCAGUUCCUCUGGUCCUGCCAGAUGGGAUCCUUUCCGUCGCCCCUUGGACUCCAUCCAGCCCUGGCACUUCAGGCUUCUGGCAGCAGUGAUGUUGGUGGUGACCUCCCUGUCGCUUGCUGAGAACCUGGCUGUAAUCCUGGUAACUUUUAAGUUCAAGCAAUUGAGACAACCUGUCAAUUAUGUUAUAGUCAAUUUGUCUGUGGCUGAUUUCCUGGUCUCACUGACUGGUGGCACCAUCAGCUUUUUAACAAAUCUAAAAGGUUAUUUUUAUAUGGGAUACUGGGCUUGUGUACUGGAAGGAUUUGCUGUCACAUUUUUUGGCAUUGUUGCUCUCUGGUCUCUUGCUCUGUUGGCUUUUGAGCGGUACGUUGUGAUCUGCCGCCCAUUGGGAAAUAGGCGCUUGAGGGAGAAGCAUGCAGCCCUAGGUAUUGCCUUUGUGUGGACCUUUUCCUUCAUUUGGACCAUUCCACCAACAAUUGGUUGGAGCAGUUACACCACCAGUAAGAUUGGAACUACUUGUGAGCCUAACUGGUACUCAGGAGCUUAUAUUGACCAUACAUACAUUAUUGCACUCUUCACCACCUGUUUUAUAGUGCCUUUAUUGGUAAUUUUGGUAUCCUACGGAAAACUGAUGCAGAAGCUAAGAAAGGUCUCAGAUACGCAAGGCAGGCUGGGAACUACCAGGAAACCUGAAAGACAAGUGACUAGAAUGAUUGUUGUUAUGAUCAUUGCCUUUCUCAUCUGCUGGAUGCCAUACGCUGCCUUUUCUAUUCUAGUCACUGCAUACCCCUCCAUUGAGCUGGAUCCUUGUCUGGCAGCAAUUCCAGCUUUCUUUUCCAAAACGGCUACUGUUUAUAAUCCGAUUAUUUAUGUCUUUAUGAACAAACAGUUCAGGAAGUGUCUGAUUCAAAUGUUCAGCUGCAGUGCCAUAGAAACUGCAGAGUCCAACAUGAACCCAACUUCAGAGAGAGCAAUGCUGACCCAGGACAAAAGAGGCAGUGAGAUGUCCACCAUGGCAGUACAUAGCACCAUUUCUAAGAGGAAAACCAGAGAUGAACACAGAAAUUGGCAAUCUUUUACUCAGUUGGCAGCUUCAGAAAACUAA